Messenger RNA from Rhincodon typus (whale shark), 630 nucleotides. Its product is annotated as zinc finger protein 239-like. Bases 1 to 507 code for a protein of 168 amino acids. Lineage: Eukaryota; Metazoa; Chordata; Chondrichthyes; Orectolobiformes; Rhincodontidae. Gene Ontology annotation, cellular component: nucleus. The transcript has a single exon. The record is from RefSeq and is a predicted model, not a curated record.
AUGGAGAAUCCGUGGAAAUGUGAGGACUGUGGGAAAAGAUUCACUUGUUCGUCCCGGCUGGAUAUACACCGGCGCAUUCACACCGGGGAGAGGCCGUUCACCUGCUCCGAGUGCGGGAGGAGGUUCACUCAGUCGUCGGGCCUUUCUCUGCACCAGCGGGUUCACACCGAGGAGAAGCCGUUCGCCUGCUUUGUGUGCGGGGAGAGAUUCGAUCAGAUAGACGCCCUCCAGUCCCACCACUACUUUCACACCAAGGAGGAUCCGUUCAUCUGCGCGUCCUGCGGGAAGACCUUCAGGCGGACAGCGGAUCUCCAAGAGCACCGACGCACUCACAGUGGGGAGCAGCCGUUCACCUGCUCCGUGUGUGGCAAGGGGUUCCCGUGGUCGUCCCAGCUGCUAACACACCAGCGAGUGCACAGUGCGGAUCGGCCGUUCAGCUGCUCCGUGUGUGGGAAGGGAUUUGCUCAGCCAUCCGAACUGCUUAAGCAUCAGCGCGUUCAUAAGUGACUGCCGUUAAUUCAGAUUGUUCACAAUAUCGAUAGUCUAACACUAUUAGGUUUGUUUCUGCUGUCGUUAACAGCCCCGGUAACAAGCCAGAGUUUAAUAUUUCAUCCGUUGUUCAGAGCUGUU